AUGGCGUGGCCCAAAAUAUGUGAGACACUAAACUAUAAAAGACUUUAUCUAAAAAAGGGAAAGUCACAGUGCUCUCUUAAACAAGUCCUUGAAUUCGAAAAACUCUAUAGUAGCUAUUCAAAGGAGAUUGUAAAAUUGAAGAUGUCAGAGCUGAAGCCUAUACCAAUGGAGGCUGUUGAAAUUUUGCCAAUUGACUGCUGGCAAUCUAUAUUUAAUCAUCUUGACAACCAGGGGUUGAAAGCUGUAUCUUUAGUCUGCAAGGAUUUCUUGGCAAUCUCAAAUACUUGCAAAGAGAGUUUACAAGUUUUUCACCCUGGAGUUGGAGUGCUUUCUGAACAACUCAAGAGAUUCAAACAACUCAAAAGGAUCCAUUUUAAGUGUUUUAGAGGUGAUAUAAAUAAGGCCAUUGUUGAGAUUGGCCGCUCUGACAUUAGUCUUCAAGUUCUUGAUAUUUGGCAUAGGGAGGAUGAGUUCAAGUCUGAGAGUCUCAAAGACUUGGGUUCCAAUUUAGAGGUUUUGAGCUGUUGCUCUCUAAAGGGUAAUUUGCAUGACAAUGAUCUUGUGGUAAUAGCAAAUUCGUUUCCGAAUUUGGAACAACUUUAUAUUGGAAAUUGUAAAAUUUUUCCCAAGAAUUCUUUGGCUGAAGACAGUUCUUCUCCACAGUUGCCUACUGAUUUUGGGGUUGAAAUCCUGGCAUCUAAGCUUAAGCUGUUGACAAAAAUUUGUAUCUAUGGAGAACAUUAUGUUUCAGAUCGAUCUGUUGUUGCUUUGGCAUCAAAUUGUGUUUUUCUACAAACUUUGACUAUGUGGUGUUCCAGAAACAAUGGGGUGACAGAACAUGCCAUUGGUUUUCUCCUUCGGAAUAGGCCAAACUUGGAAGCUCUUUCGAUUGGAUAUAUCAAGAUGGAUUCUUCAGGGUCUUCAAUCACUAUUGAAAAUUCAAUUAGCCAUGCCAAAGCUUUAACUUCUCUUGAGUUUUACCAAAUGGAUGUUUCUGACAUGCUUAUGAACGCAAUUGCAAAGGCAGAGCUUCGGUUAACCAAAUUUUUGCUCAAAUAUUGCAAGCAAUUUACUGUUUUGGGUUUACUUAAGGUUUUAUCUAACUACCAGCUCACUGAGUUGGCCAUUGUUGAAGCUAAUAUUGCAGAUGUAGAUAUGGAACUUGUUUUAAGCAGAGAUGUAAGCAAGCUCACCCACAUAGAAAUCAGCAAAUGCCAGGUGACAAACUCAACAUUGUUCCUACUUUCAACUAGGUGUCCUUCACUUGUAGAAAUCAGAAUGAACCAGAUAGCCCUGGAUGGACAGAUUAAUAAUGGCUACAAUAAUUUUCCAUUGCUCAAAAACCAUAGAGUCCAAAAUCUUUGUCUGACACGUUGCAAAAUCAGUGAUGAGUUGGCCAAACAAUUGGGACUCAUUUUCUCCAACUUAAAGGUUUUAGAUUUGAGCUACUGUUACCAACUCACAAGCAGUGGCAUUGAAGCUUUUUUGAAAAGUUGCAAGUUUAUUAGAAAACUCAUAGCACAAGAAUACUUUAAUGCAAAGAUCAUUGAGGCAAAUAAUUCAGAGCUUCCAGAAGUGAAUAUGGAGAGUUUAAUACUGUCAAGAUCACAGAUUGAUGAUGAAGGACUUGCAGCAAUAGCAAAGAGAUGUCCUCGAUUGAUGGUUUUUGAUUUUCGUUACUGUAAGAAAAUAACGGCUGAGGGCAUAAAGCAAAUCGUCAAAAACAUCUCAACUAUGAAAUACUUAUAUAUACGUGACUGUGAUAAUGUAAAAUGUGGUGAUUUGUUGGAAUGGAUGUUAUCUACAGGCAACUUGGCUUCCCUCAAGAUAAUAUAUAUUGGACAAAAUGACCUCACUGAGAAACACAAAGACCAAUUCUCGCACCAUGGUUGUUUGCUUCUCUAA
This is a messenger RNA of Durio zibethinus, 1905 nucleotides long. RefSeq lists its product as uncharacterized. Gene Ontology annotation, molecular function: protein binding. Gene Ontology annotation, cellular component: SCF ubiquitin ligase complex. NCBI's taxonomy places the organism in Eukaryota, Viridiplantae, Streptophyta, Magnoliopsida, Malvales, Malvaceae. The record is from RefSeq and is a predicted model, not a curated record. Gene Ontology annotation, biological process: SCF-dependent proteasomal ubiquitin-dependent protein catabolic process.